AUGGCACUCGGCUAUACGGUUGUCUGUCUGCUCGCCGGUCUCUUUCUGCUCGGCCUGGUGCGGGCGGAGGUGGGCCUGCUCCAAAGGCAACACCGGCUGGUGGCUUCCUACCCGGCAGCCGGCUACAAGCCAACUAGACAGUUCAGACUGCCGGCGGAUCAGCCGAAGCCGGCUCGCCUGGUUGCGAACAGCGAGGCGCAGGAGGAUCUCGACGACGCCGCUGAGGAGUUGACGCCGCGACCCAAUGCCGCUCCAGGUUCACCUCCACCUCCGGCUCCGGUCCCUGCUGCAGUUCCGGCCAUCCCGGUGACUCCCACCAUUGCCUACUAUCCGGCCGGAGCCGUAGGAUUCGUCCGCCCAGCGACAUUCGCUAAGAUCGUCACCGCACCGCAACCGGUGUCCGCUUACGGGGCCACGCCCCAGUACUACUCCGCCUACUUUGGCUAGAGCUAAGCUUUGAGCAAUAAAAGUUGAUUGUUACGGCCGAAAGUACUGUUCGGGGUUCGGGCACAUCUGCAGAUGCAUCUGCGUUUAAUUGCGCGUCUGCUCGUUGGCUCCUCGCGAUCCAUGACCAUGG
This is a messenger RNA of Drosophila serrata, 577 nucleotides long. RefSeq lists its product as uncharacterized. The record is from RefSeq and is a predicted model, not a curated record. NCBI's taxonomy places the organism in Eukaryota, Metazoa, Arthropoda, Insecta, Diptera, Drosophilidae.